AUGGAUCUUGAAGCGAGCCGGGUGUCGUUCACUCCCAGGGAAGCUGAGGAAAAGGACACACAAGGCCACAAUGUCGCAGAAGUUCCGACCGUCCCAGGACCAGAUCCCGACGAAACCACAUAUCCAGGCGACCGAGGAGAAGCAGGCGCAUGUAUCGUCCUCGCCGGUUCCUUCUUAACGCUCUUCCCCAGCUUCGGCCUCAUGGUCAGCAUCGGCACCUUGCAAGAAUACUGGCAGACGCACCAGCUCGCCGGCUACUCGUCUCGAGACAUCGGAUGGGUCUCCGGCAUCUUCGUGUACAUCGCGCUGGCGGGAGGGAUUCUGGCGGGACCUCUAUUCGACCGACAUGGCCCUCGGCUCAUCAUGCUCGUGUCGAGCGUGGCGUAUCUCGUCAUGGUCUUCGUGCUGGCGGAGUGCAAGGAGUACUGGCAUUUCAUGCUCUGUCUUGGGUUGCUAGGAGGCUCGGCGGCCGCAGCUUUGACGACGACGGGGCUUGCUGUUGUUAGCCAUUGGUUCAAGACUAAGAAGGGCCUGGCGAGUGGCGUGGCCAUGGUGGGCAACUCUGUUGGUGGUACUUUGAUUCCACUCGUGUUGCGGCACUGCUUGCCACGUUACGGCUAUGCCUGGUCCGUGAGGAUUCUCGGGUUCGUCUUCCUAGCCUGUCUCGUUGUUGCAAACAUGCUCGUGAGGUCCAGAUUUCCACCCUCCCCGGAUGCGAAGAAGGCGAACAUCUUCUCCCUCGAGCUCUUUGGCAGGGGCGACUUUACCUUCUUAACCCUCAGCGUCUUCGCCAUUGAGGUCGUUCUCUUCGGCGCGCUGGGAAUUCUGCCAACAUAUGCCAGCGUCAGCACGGACUAUCCGCCUUCGACAGGGUUCUACCUCAUUGCAGUCAUGAACGGAGUCUCGUGCUUUGGCAGAAUCCUCCCUGGCUUCGUGAGCGAUUAUAUUGGUCGGUUCAAUACUUUGCUCAUCAUGAUGGUGGCCACACUUAUCUUCAUUCUCGUCAUCUGGCUGCCUUUCGGCACCACGUCGCUGGGCGCUUUGUAUACCUUUACGGCACUCUUUGGCUUCGGUACCGGUUCGUGGAUGGCUAUGGUACCCGCGACUAUUGCUACGCUUUCGGGACCGCAUCAUUUUGGUCGGUACUUUGGGACUUCCUACUUCGUCGCUUCUCUGGCUACCUUGAUUUGCAUACCGAUUUCAGGGGAGUUGGUUGAGAGUAUCGGUGCACAAGCUUUGGUCGGAUUCUAUUCAGCCGUCCUUUUCUUGGCCAUACUACUAUUCGCUGCGAGUAGAUGGUUUCUUCUUGAACGACGGUGGAAGUGGAUUGUUGUUGUCUAA
This is a messenger RNA of Zasmidium cellare ATCC 36951, 1341 nucleotides long. RefSeq lists its product as uncharacterized. The transcript has a single exon. Gene Ontology annotation, cellular component: fungal-type vacuole membrane. NCBI's taxonomy places the organism in Eukaryota, Fungi, Ascomycota, Dothideomycetes, Mycosphaerellales, Mycosphaerellaceae. Gene Ontology annotation, molecular function: transmembrane transporter activity. The record is from RefSeq and is a predicted model, not a curated record. Gene Ontology annotation, biological process: transmembrane transport. The coding region runs from base 1 to 1341 and encodes 446 amino acids.